Molecule: messenger RNA, 4713 nt
Organism: Musca domestica (house fly)
Lineage: Eukaryota; Metazoa; Arthropoda; Insecta; Diptera; Muscidae
Gene: Mdr49
Product: multidrug resistance protein homolog 49
Exons: 10
Coding region: 612-4610 (1332 amino acids)
Biological process (GO): transmembrane transport
Cellular component (GO): membrane
Molecular function (GO): ATP binding; ATP hydrolysis activity; ABC-type transporter activity
Source: RefSeq, a predicted model, not a curated record
AGCCAACAACCCAACCAUCCAACCAACCAAGUUUAUAACGCCCCCAUCAUUUGGUGUUAUCGGGGCACAUUAAAUACGACACGGCUAUAUACGUAUUUAUUGGCCCUCUAGUUUACAAGUCCUAUUUAUGGCCGUCUAUGGAAAUUUCAAAAUGACACUGAUGAAAUUUUAAUAACCGGGCGAUCACUUUUGAGAUUCUCGACGCUGACAUCGUUGUGUUCCUCGCGAGUUGUGGUGGGAACCUUAGCUAGAACCUUCACUUUAGUCUUUUGCUAACGCUCGAACUAGACGGACGCGGAACAAUAAGAAACGGGUGACGACAUUGUAUUUUAGUUUAGUCACUGGCUAGUCGAAAGAGGCGCGCUCGCGAUCUCUUUUUAUUUUUGGCAAGAUAAUUUUCGGUUUAUAACGAAGGAAUAAAAGAAAGCAAGCGGCUGAUGUGCGUGUGUGUGUGUAUCAGUGCGGACGAUCACAUUCAAAUAUCAAUUGCAAGCGUUUUGAGUCUGGAAACUUGUUGCUUCACUUGUUGUUAAGAAGCUGGAAUAGAUAGCAUUUCGUCGAUCUAAAAUUGAUGGUUCCCUAAAACUAACAGAUACUCAUUCAAUCACAAAAUGACGUCACCCGGAGACACAGCGACGAAAAAGAAAAACAAUAUUUUGGCGCAAUUUACAAAUCCCCAAAAGAAAAAUGAAGAAGCGGGCGAGAAAGUGCCCAAGGCCCCAUCGAUAUCGUUCUUCCAGUUGUUCCGCUACUCAACGAUAAGUGAACGCUUUAUGAUGCUAAUUGGCGUUCUGUUGGCCUGCAUUGCGGCCGGUGGUAUGCCCUAUUCGAUUGUGAUUUAUGGUGAAUUUUCUUCUCUGAUGGUGGAUCGUACGGUGGGUGUGGGCACCUCUUCGUCGACACUGAUUUUACAUCUCUUUGGUGGUGGAAGGAAAUUAACCAAUGCCACCUAUGAAGAAAACAUGGAGGCAAUACGUGAAGAUUCCAUGGCCUUUGGUUUGGGCAGUGUGGCCGGGGCCAUUGCCCUACUGAUUUUAAUAGCCGCAGCUGUAGAUAUCUUAAAUCGCACAGCCCUCAAACAAAUCGGUCGCAUACGCAAAGAAUAUUUGGAAUCGAUUUUGAAACAGGACAUGUCAUGGUUUGAUACCGCCUCGGGAAAUAAUUUUGCCAGUCAAAUGUCAGAGAAUCUCAACAAAAUGAAGGAAGGCAUCAACGAAAAGGUUGUCAUUUUCAUUUUCCUCAUCAUGUCCUUUGUCAUUGCCAUUGUGGCAUCCUUUGUCUAUGGCUGGCAAUUGACCUUGGUCGUAUUGGCCAGCUGUCCUUUGAUUAUUAUUUCCACCGCCUUGGUGGCCAAAAUUCAAAGCUCGCUGACGGAAAAGGAAUUGAAGGCAUAUUCUGGAGCCGGAGCAGUUGCCGAAGAGGUCCUCGGAGGCAUACGCACUGUCUUUGCCUUUAGCGGUGAGCGCAAGGAACAAGAACGAUUUUCUCAACGUCUGAUUCCAGCCGAGACCAUUGGACGUCGCAAGGGUCUGUUCUCAGGCUUGGGAGCUGGCACCAUGUGGUUUAUCAUCUACUGCUGUUACGCCAUUGCCAUGUGGUAUGGCGUGAGUUUGAUCUUGAAUGAACGUCAUGAUGAAAAUCGCCAUUACACUCCAGCCGUGUUGGUCAUCAUUCUCUUCGGUGUCAUUAUGGGUGCCCAGAAUCUGGGCUUCUCGUCGCCCCAUUUGGAAUCUUUUGCCACGGCCAAGGGUGCUGCCCAUAGUAUCUUCACCACAAUUGAUCGGGAGUCCAGCAUAGAUCCCCUGUCGGAUAAAGGAGAGAAACCUGCAGAUGUUGUUGGCAACAUCGAAUUUGAAAAUAUCCAUUUCCGUUACCCCGCCCGACCUGAUGUGGAGAUAUUGAAAGGGUUCUCGUUGAGCAUAAAGACGGGCCAAACGGUGGCUUUUGUCGGCCCCUCGGGAUGUGGCAAGUCCACUACACUGCAGCUGAUGCAACGUUUCUAUGAUCCUCUAGGCGGCUGUGUUAAACUGGAUGGUCGUGAUUUGCGCAAUUUGAAUGUGUCCUGGCUGCGUUCCCAAAUCGGUGUUGUGGGCCAAGAACCGGUACUGUUUGCCACCACCAUUGAGGAGAACAUCCGCUAUGGCAAAACCGACUGCACCAUGAAGGACAUUGAAAAGGCUGCCCGCAUUGCCAACUGCCAUGAUUUCAUAAUGAACUUACCCAAUGGCUAUCAGACUAAGGUGGGAGAGCGUGGCGCCCAAAUGUCCGGAGGUCAAAAGCAACGUAUUGCAAUUGCCCGGGCCAUCAUUAGAGACCCAAAAAUUCUGUUGCUCGAUGAGGCCACCUCGGCUUUGGAUCCCACUUCCGAAAGGCGUGUACAGGAUGCUCUGGAAGUUGCCAGCAAGGGCCGAACCACUUUGGUGGUAUCACAUCGUCUGUCCACCAUUACCAAUGCCGAUAACAUUGUGUUUGUCAAGGAUGGGGUGGUGGCUGAGCAGGGUACCCAUGAAGAGCUAAUGGCUAAGGGUGGUUUGUACUAUGAACUGGUUAAGAUAUCGCAGCGACGCGAACAAGUCGAUGAAAGUGUCGACAAUUCCCAAAUGGAUUUCCAUAAAAAGGCCAGCGCAGAGAAUGACAGCGAGGAGGAGGACGACGACGAUGAUGAUGGUAGCAGCAGCGAGGAAGAAGAUGAGGGCAAUGAAGUAGUCAAUGUCGAAACACCCCAAAAGCCAUCGAGCGAAUUGGGUGUCACCAACAAAGCAUAUGAGGGUUCAGCGGAAGAAAAAAUUGGCAAUGGUUUGAAGAGAAAAGGCAGCAAAAGGAAGAGGAAAUCCAAAGACGUGGAAAAAUAUAAAAUUUCCUUUUCACAAUUGAUGCGUCUAAAUGCCCCCGAAUGGAAGUUUCUGCUGAUCGGUUGUGUUGCGGCCUGCUUGCAUGGUGCCACCUUCCCUAUUUGGGCGGUGUUCUUUGGCGAUUUCUUUGGAAUUCUCUCCGAUGAUGAUGAACAGGUUGUCAGAGAUGGUGCCAACUUCUUGUCCUACAUCUUCAUUGGCAUUGGUUUGGUGGCUGGCAUUGGAGCCCUGUUGCAAACGUACAUGUUCAAUACGGCCGGCGUGAAGAUGACAACACGUCUUAGGAAUAUGACCUUCCAGACUUUGUUGAGGCAGGAGGUGGCCUACUUCGAUGAUGAAAAAAAUUCGGUGGGUGCACUGUGUGCUCGCCUGGCGGGAGAUUGUUCCAAUGUUCAGGGGGCAACCGGAGCUCGUAUAGGCAUCAUAGUUCAGGCCUUGUCCACCCUGUCCGUGGGUGUAUUGGUGGCCUUCAUCUUCUCAUGGCAGCUGACUCUGGUGACAUUGGUCAUCAUACCAUUUUUAUGCUUCUCAAUUGUCCUAGAGGCAAAAUUCACGGAAUCCUUUGUUGCCAAUGAGAAACAAGCCGUCGAACAGGCCUCUCAGGUCGCAGUAGAAGCUAUUACAAAUAUACGCACCGUAACCAGCUUGGGUCAAGAGCGAGACAUUGUCAAACGUUAUAGCGAACAAAUCGAACUGGUGGACAGGGCGUGUGCCAAGAAGUUACGUUAUCGUGGCUUGGUCUUUGGUUUGGGUCAAUGCUCCCCGAUUUUGGCCUAUGGUCUAUCCUUGUAUUAUGGCGGAACUUUGGUGGCCGAUGGCGUCUUGCCCUAUGAGAAUAUUAUAAAGGUUUCGGAAGCCUUGAUCUUUGGUUCUUGGAUGUUGGGUCAGGCCUUGGCCUAUGCCCCCAAUGUAAAUGAUGCCAUCAUGUCAGCGGGACGUUUGUUGAAACUAUUUGAACGUGUGCCGAAAAUGCAAUGUGCCACCUCGAAGCCAUUCAAUACAGCCGAUAAAUGUGAGGGUGACAUAACCUAUGAAGAUGUCUACUUUGAGUACCCCACCCGUAAGGGUAUUCCAAUUUUGGAUAACUUCAAUUUGCAAAUACCCAAAGGCAGUACCGUGGCCUUGGUGGGUCCAUCGGGUUCGGGCAAAUCAACUUGUGUCCAGUUGCUGCUGCGUUACUAUGAUCCCGUCCGGGGUUCCGUAAAUCUGAGCAAUACCUCGACCACAGAAUUCCCCAUCGAUACGCUACGCUCCAAAAUGGGUUUGGUGUCACAAGAACCGGUUCUCUUCGAUCGCAGCAUAGCCGAGAACAUUGCCUAUGGCAAUAAUUUCCGUGAAAACAUACCCAUGGCGGAAAUCAUUGAGGCGGCGAAGAAGGCAAAUAUUCACAAUUUCAUUACAUCUUUGCCGCAGGGCUAUGACACUUCGCUGGGCAGCAAAGGUACCCAGCUGUCGGGUGGUCAGAAACAACGCAUAGCCAUAGCCCGAGCCAUGGUAAGGAAUCCCACCAUUCUCAUACUGGACGAGGCCACAUCAGCUCUUGACAUGGAGAGUGAAAAGGUUGUGCAAGAGGCUCUAGAUGUGGCCCGCAGUGGCCGUACCUGUGUCACAAUUGCCCAUCGUCUGACCACGGUGCGUGAUGCCGAUCUGAUCUGUGUUCUGAAGAAGGGUGUCAUUGUCGAACAGGGCACCCACGAUGAACUGAUGGCCAAACGUGGUCUCUACUAUGAUCUGUACUUGAUGCAACAAGUUGCUUAGUUAGGUUUUUUUUUUCUAGGUUAGGUCUCUUUUUUUUACCACAAACAUGAAGUAUUAGACAUUUAAUUGUUUAUUAUUAAUUUAAUAAUAGAAAAAAAAAACA